Sinocyclocheilus rhinocerous is the source of this 1490-nucleotide messenger RNA. RefSeq names its product voltage-dependent calcium channel gamma-4 subunit-like. Gene Ontology annotation, cellular component: postsynaptic density membrane; voltage-gated calcium channel complex; AMPA glutamate receptor complex. The record is from RefSeq and is a predicted model, not a curated record. Bases 174 to 1142 code for a protein of 322 amino acids. The transcript has 4 exons. Lineage: Eukaryota; Metazoa; Chordata; Actinopteri; Cypriniformes; Cyprinidae. Gene Ontology annotation, molecular function: voltage-gated calcium channel activity; channel regulator activity. Gene Ontology annotation, biological process: neurotransmitter receptor transport, postsynaptic endosome to lysosome; positive regulation of synaptic transmission, glutamatergic; neurotransmitter receptor internalization.
AAAAAGCAUAAAAAGCGACCCCGAUGUGUGAGCUCACACAGCUGCUCUCUAGCCUAUAUAAACAGCAACAUGUGGAGCAGACGCGCUCAAGUUUCCAGUCGGAACAAAGCAGCGCGAGCGCGAGGCCAAGCAUGACGCGUGGAUUAUUACCGUGGUUAUUAUUAUGAGUGGCCAUGGCGUGGUGUGACCGUGGGAUUCAGAUGCUGCUGGCCACAAUCGGGGCUUUCGUGGCGUUUGGUUUGAUGAGCAUCGCGAUCGGGACCGACUACUGGCUUUAUUCCCGGGCAUAUAUCUGUAACGCCACCAACAUCAGCGCGGACGAGGCGCAGACGCAACCCAAGAAGGUCCGCGGAGAUCUCACGCACUCCGGACUCUGGAGGAUCUGCUGCAUAGAGGGUCUCAACAAAGGAAGUUGUUACCGAAUCAAUCAUUUCCCAGAUGACAAUGAUUAUGACACUGACAGCUCUGAAUAUCUCUUACGUGUUGUGCGCGCCUCAAGUGUGUUCCCCAUCCUCAGUACCAUUCUGCUGUUGCUGGGGGCGCUGUGUGUCGGUGUAGGACGCAUCUACAGCAAGAGGAACAACAUAUUACUCAGCGCAGGGAUACUAUUUGUGGCAGCAGGUUUGAGCAACAUCAUCGGUAUAAUCGUCUACAUCUCCAGCAAUGCUGGUGACCCCAGUGACAAACGAGACGAAGACAAGAAGAACCAGUACAACUAUGGUUGGUCGUUCUACUUCGGAGCACUCUCUUUCAUUGUUGCUGAGGCGGUGGCUGUUAUGGCUGUCAGUAUCUACAUUGAGAAGAACAAAGAAGUGCGGUUCAAAGCACGCCGUGAGUUCAUCAAGUCUACCUCGUCCUCUUCGCCGUAUUCUCGCAUACCCAGCUUUCGCUACCGUCGACGGCACUCGCACUCCAGCUCUCGCUCAAUGGAAGCAUCCCGUGAGGCGUCACCAGUGGGUAUGAAGAUGAUGAGCUCGGUUCCCGUAGGAGAGAUCAACAUGUACACAUUGACAAGAGACCCUCUCAAGUCAGGGACGGACAGCUCCUAUAGCCCAGAGCACGAUUCAGGAUUCCUCCAAGUGCACAACUGCUUUACCAAAGACCUUAAUGAUGGUAUCAACAGGAGGACAACACCUGUAUGAGGUUACACACUGGAACGGAAGAGAUAAAAGUUAAGGCCAUACUGAAUGGAUAGCCAUCAGGGCUCAGUGGCCUGUGGCAGAUGCCAGUGGAAGGGAAUCUUAUUGGUGAAGCCAGUCAACCAAUGACGGUGAAGAAGAAGCACUGUGUUAAGAGGGAAAGAUUUCAUCUCGACAUUCAACAACCAUUGCGAACACGCUAAUUUGUUUUUCUUCUUGUGUUGCUUCUUACAUAUACACAGGAACUCUCAGAGAGACCCAUCUCUCAUCAAAGGGCAAGACAUACAAAUGUAAAAUGAAUGGUCUUUGGCAGUGCUUCAGAUAUUAAGGACUUUGAGUAAGCCAGUCCAU